Molecule: messenger RNA, 2852 nt
Organism: Musca domestica (house fly)
Lineage: Eukaryota; Metazoa; Arthropoda; Insecta; Diptera; Muscidae
Gene: ChAT
Product: choline O-acetyltransferase
Exons: 8
Coding region: 255-2114 (619 amino acids)
Biological process (GO): acetylcholine biosynthetic process; neuromuscular synaptic transmission
Cellular component (GO): neuron projection; cytoplasm
Molecular function (GO): choline O-acetyltransferase activity
Source: RefSeq, a predicted model, not a curated record
GUGAAUCAGCCGCCCUGUUUUCGAAGUUAAGAAGUUUCUCCAUCGGCAGCGGGCCAAAUUCGCCCCAGCGUGUUGUCUCCAAUCUACGGGGUUUUAUAACAAAUCGUUUGAGUAACAUAGCACCAAGUGAUACAGGCUGGAAGGAUUCAAUACUUUCCUUGCCCAAACGAUGGCUUUCCACUGCAGAGUCCGUAGACGAAUAUGGAUUUCCUGACACACUCCCCAAAGUACCUGUACCACCGUUGGAACAAACAAUGACCGAAUAUAUAAGGGCAUUGGAACCCAUAACUACACCUGCCCAGCUAGAACGUACGAAGGCGAUCGUUAAACAAUUUACUGCGCCAAAUGGUCUGGGACCAAAAUUGCACCAAUAUUUAUUGGACAAGCGGGAGGCUGAGGAUAAUUGGGCUUACUACUAUUGGCUGAAUGACAUGUAUAUGGAUGUACGUUUGGCCCUGCCCAUUAACUCUAAUCCGGGUAUGGUAUUUCCACCUCAACGUUUUGCCACGGUCCAUGAUGUGGCCCGAUUUGCGGCCCGCAUUAUCGAUGGCAUCUUGGUGCACAAAGAAAUGUUAGAUAGCGGCCAACUGCCCCAGGAGAGAGCCACUUCACGUGAGAAGAAUCAACCGCUCUGCAUGGCUCAAUAUUAUCGCCUGUUGGGCUCGUGUCGUCGUCCAGGCCUCGAACGUGAUUCGCAAUAUUUGCCCCAAAGGAAGGCGGAUAAUCAGCAUGUGAUUAUUACGUGUCGCAAUCAAAUGUAUUGCGUUGUGCUGAAGGCCGAGGAUCGUGGCAAAUUGUCGGAGAGUGAAAUAGCUUCGCAGAUCCUGUAUGUGCUGAGCGAUGCCCAGUGUUUACCAUCGAAACCACCGCCAAUGGGUUUGCUUACGGCUGAGCCACGCACCCGUUGGGCUGGCGAUCGGGCCACACUCCAGCUGGAGGAACGUAAUCAGCGUAAUAUUGAUUUGAUUGAAACUGCUUUGAUUUUGUUGGCCUUGGAUGAACCAUUGCCGUUGAAUUUCAAUGCCCGUGGUUUUAGUGGAGCCACACCAUCCACCCACUUUGCGGGGGGACGUGACGAAACGAACAUGGCCCACGAGAUGUUACAUGGCGGUGGCAGUGAUUACAAUUCCGGUAAUCGUUGGUUUGACAAAACCAUGCAAAUAAUUAUUUGCACCGAUGGUACCUGGGGUCUCUGCUAUGAGCACUCCACGUCGGAGGGUAUUGCUGUGGUCCAGCUGCUGGAGAAAAUCUACAAGGGUAUCAUUGAAAACCCAAGUGAGGACAAAGGUGUGCCACAACAUCAUUUGCCACCACCCAAGCGUUUAGAAUGGGACAUUGCUCCGGAGAUCCAGAAACGUUUUGCUGAGGCUGCCGUUAGUUUUGAUAAGGCCAUUGAUAAUUUGGACUUUUAUGUAUACCGCUACAAGGGCUAUGGUAAAAAUUUCAUUAAGGCCUGUCAAGUUAGUCCCGAUGUUUAUAUACAGCUGUCGCUGCAAUUGGCCUAUUAUAAACUGUACGGUCAUUUGGUGGCCACAUAUGAGAGCGCCUCAACCAGACGAUUCCUCUUGGGUCGUGUAGAUUGUAUACGCAGUGCCAGCACCGAGGCUCUGGAAUGGGUAAAAGCCAUGUGCCAAGGUGAAGGGGCCAAUGUCGCAUUGGAAAGUGAUCGCGAAGAGGAGGAAGAUCCACGUAAAGUGAAAUUUAGCAUAUACAGUAAAGAUCAUUUGCGUGAACUAUUCCGUUGUGCGGUGGCCCGCCAGACUGAGGUUAUGGUGCAAAAUAUUCUUGGCCAUGGUUUGGACAUACCACUGUUGGGCCUACGAGAGGCAAGCCGUGAGGUAUCCGGUGAAUUGCAUGAACUGUUUACAGAUGAAUCCUAUGCCAUAUCACAAUGCUUCCUGUUAUCCACCAGCCAGGUGGCCUCAACUACGGACAGUUUCAUGGGCUAUGGACCCGUUACCCCCAAGGGCUAUGGCUGUUCGUACAAUCCACAUCCCGAACAAAUAAUCUUUUGUGUUUCAGCAUUUUAUGCCUGUGAAGAUACCAGUGCUUCACGUUAUGCCAAAUCACUGCAGGACUCUUUGGAUAUUAUGAGAGAUCUGUUGCAGGAUUAAACACUAAAACGUGUCAGCUUCGAAUCGCAUAGAAAUUAUUCACGACUAUAAAAACCCAUCCUCCAACCAAAAGCAAAGAAAAAAAAUACGAAACAAAACAUAUCAUAAAAUGUACCUUAACAAAUGAAAAUGAAUGAACGAACAAACGAAGAGAAUAACAAGAAACAAAACAAUUAAAUAAUUAUUGAAAAGAUUUUAGAAAAAUUAUACAACCAAAAAAAAAAAAACAAAAAUUAGUUACAAUUAUAUACACACAUAUAUAUAUACAUAGAAAAAUACAUAUUAAUAUAUACAUACAUGCAAACUGAAAAUUAUUAAAAAAAAUGAAAAGUAUUGAAUGUUAUUAACUGAAAAAAAAAACAAAAGCAACAAAAUAAGAAAACAAAAGUAGGGAAAUCACUCACAUGCCAUUAUGCAUAAAUAAUAAUUAUUAAUAAUAUUAUUAUUAUUAUUGAAGUUAUCGAACAAAAUAGUUGAAGUAUAGAAAAUGUUUUUUAGCUAAACUGUUGGAAGUACUAUAUAAACCAUACAAUAAUUACAUAUAUACAUAUAUAUAUAUACAUAUGAAUUUAGCAAAUGUCAUCCACACUCACAUAACCCCAAUCUCAUCCUAAUAUUUAUUUAAAAUAAUCAUAUUUAAAAAUGAAAGGCCUAUUGAAAACCUUCCCUCUGUAGAAGACCUGGACAAUCGAAGAAGACCUGCAAUAGCUCUUCUCUCUGCAAUAGACAUUUAAAAAC